Messenger RNA from Zychaea mexicana, 2781 nucleotides. Its product is annotated as sulfate transporter family-domain-containing protein. The record is from RefSeq and is a predicted model, not a curated record. Bases 432 to 2411 code for a protein of 659 amino acids. NCBI's taxonomy places the organism in Eukaryota, Fungi, Mucoromycota, Mucoromycetes, Mucorales, Lichtheimiaceae. Gene Ontology annotation, biological process: transmembrane transport. The transcript has 7 exons. Gene Ontology annotation, cellular component: membrane. Gene Ontology annotation, molecular function: sulfate transmembrane transporter activity.
CGCCAACUCAAAAAUAUGGACCCCCGCGGAUCAGCGCUCACUCACCCACUAUCGUCAAUGCUUUUCCUUUUGGUUGCUAAUCAAGCGGACACAUAAAAAGAGGAGAGGUGCCAACUAACUGGCAUGAACCAGCAUCCCCUUCUUUCUUUCUUUCUCUUUCUCUGCCUCUCCUCUUUCACUGUUUCUAUCGUCCCUUUCCUCCAACCGACCACCCCACCACUCUUCUUAUUCUUCUUCUUCUUAUCUACUCAACAAGCCAACACCAUGAACAAGUCUGCUGACCGCGGUUUCUCCAACGACAGCAGUAAGUAUUGACAGCCCACCACCGACUUCUUUGUAAACACUGACCUCAUUUCGGGCUUUUCUUCUCUUUCCAACACUACAUUCGCACAUCUCCCCAUGUAUUCAAUCUAGGCACUCGAUCCUUCCGAAUGGACGAGGACACUGACGAAGAAACCUUGCCUCAAAACGCCUCCGAGACACGCGUUCUACUUCACAACGAGGACCUUAUUCCACGGUAUAUGACUGCCUCACCAUUGCCAUCGGCCCAUCCAUAUGAUAACACACCCAAGGAUUUCUGGAGCUUGCUGCGAAUGCGCACCAAGUACUAUCUCCCGAUACUACAGUGGCUCCCACAAUACAAGUUCCAGCUUUUUCUGGGUGAUUUUCUCGCAGCCAUGACCUUGUCAUGCUUGCUCAUCCCUCAGGGACUGUCGUACGCCACGGCGCUGUGUAAAUUGGAUGCUAUACACGGUCUGACGGGUAUUGCAUUCCCAGCCAUCACUUACGCCAUUUUUGGCAUGUCAAGGCAAAUGUCCGUAGGUCCCGAGGCACCACUUGCAUUGCUUAUUGGUUCUUCGAUCGCUCAGCAGCAGCACCUCCACUCGUCCGAAAUUGAUCCACUUGCAUGGGCUUGUUUGAUGACUCUAUUUGUGGGCCUGUUUACGUUUCUGCUCGGUAUCUUUCGGCUCGGGUUUCUGGACAGUCUUAUGAGUCGAGCUCUGUUGCGCGGCUUCAUUACUGGCGUGGCGCUAGUUGUGAUGGUGCAGCAAAGCAUCAUCCUAAUGGGCCUGGUGGACCGGAGCACUGAAUGGGGCAUCAAUGAAGCAUCUUCGAGUAUUGAACGCAUGGUCUUCCUUGUCCAGAACGUGCAACACGCACAUCCGUUAUCCUCGUGUGUUUCUGGAAUCUCCGUCUUUAUCCUGCUGAGCAUGCGCGUGAUCAAGGCCAAGAUGCCCAACAAACGAUGGAUCCAGCUGUUCCCCGAAGUGCUCAUAGUUGUUAUUGCAUCGAUCGUGAUGACGGAAUAUUUUGAUUGGGAACAGGACGGACUGGAUAUCUUGGGAAAAGCAACAGAAGCGUCGGGCAUUCCGCUUCCGUCGAUCCCGUCAUUCCCUCACAACAAACACAUGAAAGAUAUGCUAGUUACAGCUGCCAUGAUUGCAGUCAUUGGAUUUGUCGAGUCGGUCGCCAUCGCAAAGCAGUACUCGAGUCGCCACAACUACACCGUCAGCCCCAAUCGGGAGCUUGUUGCGCUCGGAGUUGCCAAUGUUGUCAGCGGACUGUGUCAAGGCAUACCCGCUUAUGGUUCCAUUUCACGGAGCAAAAUUAACGACAAGGCAGGUGCAAGGACCCAGAUGGCCGGUCUGCUUGCAGGCGUGAUCGCGUUGCUGGCUAUCUUGUUUUUGUUGCCAUGCUUCUACUAUCUGCCCAAGGCUGUAUUGUCGUCGAUCAUUUUCGUGGCCGUACUGUUCUUGCUGGCGGAGCUGCCUGAAGACCUGCAUUUCAUCUUCAAGAUCGGUGCGUGGCGAGACUUGGGCCUGUUGCUGGUUACGUUCCUCGCAACCAUGAUCAUUUCCUUAGAGUUCGGUACCUUGAUUGCUGUAACUUUAUCUUUGCUCCUGACCAUAAGGGAAACCAGCUACCCACGCAUCUCUAUUAUGGGUCGCGUCAAAGGAACCAAUAAUAAGUUCAAGCCUAUCCGUGAUGACCCGGACGAGAUUGAGCAUUUGGAGGAUGUGUUGAUUGUGCGUGUGGAAGAGCCCCUGUUCUUUGCCAACACGGGUCAGCUCAAGGACAGGUUGCGCCGUCUGGAACUGUUUGGCGACAUGUCGAUCCAUCCCUCCGAAACCCCGCGUCUAAGUGACUCUUCGUACAUUAUCUUUGAUGUCGGCAGUAUGCCAUACAUUGAUGCGAGUGCGGUUCAAAUUCUGCUGGAGAUCGUACAAGCGUAUCAUGCUCGUAACGUGGCGGUGUACUUUGUCAAGGUGCGGGACCGAGCCUUGAAGUUGUUUGAAGCGUCUGGAUUGCUCCAGCUGGUUGGGGAGUCGCAUUUAUACCGCAAAGUAUCCGAUGCCAUUGAAGCUGUUGAAAAGGACCGCAUGCAGAGAUAUGGAACUCUUGUUCAAUAAUAGCAAACGAAUGUGCUGCAUACCUUUCGCCCUACUCAUUCCCUUUGUUAAAUUGUUGAUAUACCCUUCUUAUUACAAACUACUUUUUACUCUUCCAUUAUUCUCCCUCUUUCCUCUUAUCGAUUCACACACUUACGUUCGUUUUUCGUUAUCCUCAUCUUCUUUUUCAUUUUUUCCAAUGGUUGGUUCGAAAACCGUGUCAAGGCAUGAUGAGCGUUCUUCUUGCUGCAUGCGUUAGCGGGCCGCCGUCCCUGUAUAGAUACAUUUCUUUUUUCCUUCACCGGUAGAACAUAUCAGGCAAUGAUAUUUAUAUAUCCAAAUAUAUAAAAAAAAUCAGACAUCAUGCAGUGCAUGUAACUACAUAUAACGC